UAUAAAGUGAAAGUGCUCACUAGAUGACUAGUGCUGCUGGUGGAAACAUGGACAGAUUCUUGCUUUCCAGGCUGUGUUUCCUUGUGACUGUAUUAUGGCCUAAGAGUUUCUCUAGCUUGCCUUGCCUUGAUGAUCCCGACUACAACGACCUGGUGAAGAUUGCUGAAAAUGGGCUUGGAAAGGCAGCUCAUCCAAUGGAGGUGGUCAUUGUAGGGGCAGGCAUAAGUGGACUCACUGCUGCCAAACUGCUCAGAGAUGCUGGUCACAUGGUUACAGUUCUGGAAAUGAGUGGUCGUGUGGGAGGACGAAUCAGGACCUAUCGAGAUGAUACACAAGAUUGGUACGUGGAGUUGGGAGCCAUGCGUUUGCCUGGCAACCACAGUAUUGUUCGUGAAUUUAUUAGAAAAUUUGACCUUAAGCUAAACAAGUUCUCUGAGAUGGAUGACAACGCCUGGUAUUUGGUUAAUGGUGUCAGGACAACAGCUGGGAAGGUCAAACAGAACCCUGAUAUCUUGAAUUAUACUGUGGCUCCCUCAGAGAGAGGCAAAUCUGCGAAGGAACUUUAUGUAGGAAUUCUGAAAAAGACCCUAAAACGGUUCCGGAGUUCAGGUUGUGAAGAGUUGCUGGAUCAGUAUGACUCCUUUUCGACCAAGGAGUACUUGAUUAAAGAAGGGAAAUUAAGCCAUGGGGCUGUACAGAUGAUCGGAGACUUGAUGAAUGAGGAUGCUGGAUUCCACAUGUCAUUUCUUAACUCUCUCAUGGAGUUUAAUAUCUUCUCUCAUGAAGAUGGUUUUGAUGAGAUCACAGGGGGAUUUGACCAAUUGCCCCAGGCCUUCUACCAGUCUAUGCCUGGAGUUGUCCAGCUAAACUGCACAGUAGAGCAGAUAAUAUCCAAUGGUAACAAGGUCCGAGUGUUUUACCGUGCACCCAACACACUGAGCCCCUCCUUAGUGAUGGCUGACUAUGUCCUUGUCACAGCCACAGCAAAAGCCACGAGACAUAUCAAAUUUCUGCCACCGCUUUCCUCCAAUAAAAGCCAUGCCCUGCGCUCCAUUCACUAUGCCACCGCCACCAAGGUAGCCUUGGCCUGCACCGAAAAGUUCUGGGAGAAGGAUGGGAUUCGAGGUGGGCCAUCAGUCACGGAUCGCCCUUCCAGAUUCAUCUACUAUCCCAACCACAACUUCUCUAGUGGGGUGGGGGUGAUUGUGGCUUCCUACACGUGGAACGACGACGCUGAAUUCUUUCUUUCCCUGAGUGAUGAGAAGUGCAUUGAUGUGGUGCUGGAGGACCUGGCAGAAAUCCACAAGGUAUCUAAGGCCGAUCUCCAGUUCAUCUGUGAUAAACACGUGAUACAGAGAUGGAACCUGGACAAACAUUCCAUGGGAGCAUUUGCCUCAUUUACCCCCUACCAGUUUGCUGACUAUUCUGGGCCUUUGUUUCAGAAUGAAGGGAGGGUCCACUUUGCAGGAGAACACACAGCCCAGCCUCACGCCUGGAUCGACACUGCUAUGAAAUCUGCUGUGAGAGCCGCAAGGAACAUCCAAGGGGCUAGCUAUCUGUCGUGGGGGCAAUAUCAGCAAGAACAACAAGAGCAGAAGCAGAAAAGGGUUAACUGGGUUCAAAAAGCUGAACUUUAAUUGCUUCAUGGGUAUUUAGGGAAGGCACAACUGCACUGGACACUGAGGGCUGGUCUACCCUAAAGCUGUAAGUCGAGCUAAGUUAUGCUACUUCAGUUACGUAAGUUAGGUAACUGAAGUCGACAUGAGUUAGGUCAACUUACAAUGGUUUCUACACCGCACUGUGUCAAUGGGAGACGAUCUCCCGCCGACUUACCUUAUGCUUCUCAAGGAGCAAAUACAGACAUCAAUGGGAGAAUGCUCUGACAUCGACUCAGUGGUUCUUCACCAAACCCGCUAAAUCGACACCGCUGCAUUGAUUGCAGCAGUGCCGAUUUAGCCAUAAGUAUAGACAUGCCCUGAGUAGGGAAUUAGAAACUGCACUGCUAAUCUCCUUCACUAGGACAGAUCCUCAGCUAAUGUAAAUUGGUCUAUUUCCAUUGAAGUCAAUAGAGCUACACCAAUCAACACCAGUAGUGGAUUUGGCCCCACAUCAGUUGUAAGUAAACUGAGAUUGUUCUUCUCCUUUGAAGUAUUACAUAGAUAGAUCUAUUACAGUAUAGGAACUGCCAUAGAAAUAGUUGGUUUUAUUAAUCAAAGUUAUUACUGAUCAAAUACACUGCACUAACCUGUUCUUUAUAAAGAGAAAAACAAUUGUUCUGUAGCAUCCUAUCAAUAAAGGAAUAGAUGGAAAUAAUUCAAUAUUGCUCAGUUUCAAUGAAUUGCUUUUAUCUUGUUUAUAAGUUGUAAACCAUGAUAUUUUGCAGUGGUGAUGCUAUGGAACAGGGAAGGCUGAGAGAACAGCUUAUUCCGAAACAAACUCCAAUCAGUUACGCUUUUCUAAACAUGUUUCUGACAAUGCAAAUAAACAAAACCAGGCAUGCGCUGAUGGCCUUAAAUCCUAGGCCCUGACUAGACUAGAAUUGUUGGUCAUGUUGUCACUCAGGUUGAUUGACAUGUUGGGUGAAUUCACAUGAUGCUGAAUGCAAAUGUAGAUACUCCACAAAUGUUUGUUGUUGGUCACGGGUUCAAGUUAGGGCUCAGGAACCAGAUUGGGAAGCAAUAUUUGUGUAAUUGAACAAACAAGGACAAAAAUUUUGGUCUAGGCAGGGCCCUCUGCAUGAUUUCUUUUCAAAGAAAAUGUGAAUUAAACAUUUUCAGAUAUUGCUGAAAUACAUAAGGGUGAAAUAAGCCAUUUCUCUGCCACUGUGGUAUUUGUUUUGAGGGUGUGUUCAUCCUGAAACUGGGCAUGUGAUUUGGCCACUCAUCCUCACUUGGAAUAGUACUUCACUGUGGGCCUGAUUCUACCACACUUUCUUAUUUUAUGUAAUACCUAAGUCCUGGUCUGCUCUAGAAAAUUAGGUCAUCAUAACUAAGUCACUCAGGCAUGUGAAAAAUCUACACUCCUGAUUGGCCUAGUUAAGCUAACCCAAGUCCCUGAGUAGACAGCACCAGGGUGACUGAGGAAUUCUUCUGUUGACCUAGUUACCACCUCUUGGGGAGGGGGUUUACCUACACCAAUGGGAGAAUCCCUCCCACAGGCGUAAAUUGUGUCUACAUAGAAGAGGUAAAGAGAUGCUGCUGUAGCGUUUCAAGUCCAGACAAGCCCCUUAGCUCUGAUUAGCCCUAUGGGGUACAAGAAUGAACAGUUACUCACAUUGGACAAUGGGAUGUUCUGAUAACGGGCUCUCUCAAUCUCUCCUGUUGAAGCUGUUCCACUUUAAUUAAAUAUUAAGUGGGCCAGAGAAAGAGUGAGAAUCAUGAGUAUUUGUAAACAAGUAUUUAGGGCACUCACCUGAGAGGUGUGAGACCCCCUUCAAACCUAUUUUUCUCAUCAGGCCAAAAGGGGAAUUGAACAGGGUUUUCCCACAUUCUGGUGAGCAUGCUAAUCACUGGGCUAAAAGAUGGGAAGAAGCUCUCCCCCAGCCCAGCUGUUUUGUUUGGAGUAAUGCGUGGUUGGAGCACACCUAUUGGAUUGAGGAAUGCCUGUGUUCUUAGUAAAAAGAAAAGGAGGACUUGUGGUGCCUUAGAGACUAACAAAUUUAUUUGAGCAUAAGCUUUUGUGAUCUACAGCUCACUUCAUC
Messenger RNA from Dermochelys coriacea (leatherback sea turtle), 3700 nucleotides. RefSeq names its product L-amino-acid oxidase-like. Gene Ontology annotation, biological process: amino acid catabolic process. The coding region runs from base 24 to 1637 and encodes 537 amino acids. The record is from RefSeq and is a predicted model, not a curated record. The transcript has 7 exons. Gene Ontology annotation, molecular function: L-amino-acid oxidase activity; polyamine oxidase activity. NCBI's taxonomy places the organism in Eukaryota, Metazoa, Chordata, Testudines, Dermochelyidae.